Messenger RNA from Phaedon cochleariae (mustard beetle), 2292 nucleotides. The record is from the annotation of a GenBank genome assembly. NCBI's taxonomy places the organism in Eukaryota, Metazoa, Arthropoda, Insecta, Coleoptera, Chrysomelidae.
CAACUUCCAUGUAUUGCGGCAGUUUGCCGGUCGAACAGCGGCGGUAGACAACUUCAUGCGUGUUGAGUAGAGUUUUGGGAGUUCGCGGCGGAUAACUCUCGUAUAUAAACUUCGAAAAAAUCGAGUGCAUUUUAUAUUUCGAGAAGAAAAGCUAUUUGUGAAUAUUUCGGAUUGAAGGACAGGCUAUAUACCCACUGCGAUGUUCUGUCACAAAAGAUUGAUUUCCUUCAGCAUGGAGCCUCUUUGAUCUAAAAAAAAAACUAAUACGCCGCACAAGAGAUAAUAAUAAUUACUCUUUAUACUUUGAAAGUAGACGAAACUCCAAUAUAUUUCAAAAAAGAACAACGACUGUUUCUCUCACUCUCAAUUUCUGGACGAAUCAUCGCAAACAAAAUGGCCAUGAAUUUAGGCACACUGUAGGAGAAAGCUGGAAAAUAGUGCUGGAAAUAAUGUGAUUGGUUUUGAUGGGUUUGUUUUCGGAAGCCUAAAUGUGAACGAUGAUAGUGGUCUCUUUGCAGCUCAUCUGCAUCCAUUUGCUCACUGGCCUGAUGUGGGGUUUAUCUGCCAGUACCGGCUUGAGAUGGGUGAAAGUGAGCGUUCCCCAGUACCGAGAGCCCGGCGAGUCGGCAACGUUGCAAUGCGACUACGACCUGGGCAAUUUCACCCUGUAUGCCGUCAAAUGGUACAAGGAGCACGAGGAAUUCUACAGGUUCGUGCCCAGAGCCAGGCCGCAGGCGAACUGGUACGAAGUCGAUGGAGUACACGUGGACAUGUCGCGGUCUAACAGCAAAAAAGUCGUCCUUCAUCCAGUAUCCUGGAAAACCAGCGGUCUAUUCAGGUGCGAGGUAUCAGCAGAAGCUCCAUCCUUUGCUUCAGCUCAAAGUGAAGCUAGAAUGGAAAUUAUAAUACUACCUGAAGAGGACCCUGUCAUAACAGGAGAUGAGAUGCAGUACCAAAUUGGUGACGAUAUUAAUCUGAACUGUACUUCAGCAAAAAGUCAUCCAGCAUCAAUACUUCAUUGGUAUAUCAAUGAAGAACAAAUAACCAGCCAGGACGCGCUGGUCAACUACCCUACCGCAAGGCACCCCACAGGCCUCGUUUCGUCCACUCUCGGUCUCACCUUCAGACUCGCCCACAAUCAUUUCAGGGGUGGCUCGAUGCGCGUCAAGUGCGUCGCCUCGAUAGCGCCCACCCUGUACAGGGGCGACAGGGAGAGCAUUGUGCGCAGCGAGAAUGCGCCCAUCAGGGAGGCCCUUCUGCUCGUUAACAGUUCAGCAGUUAGAACACCAGCUACUGUUUCCGUUGUGGUCGUGGCAACGCUGUGUUCCCUUCUUCUGAAGAUCUAGAAGUAUGUGUCAGUGCUGCUGACAAUUUCCAAAUGAUCUGAGGUGGACAGAAUUUGUUUACAACUGUGAUAUAAAGUUAAUUCGUAUUGUGGACACAACGAAGAAUAUGAAUGCAUAAAUUGAUUCUAACCUACAUGGUGUGAGCACUGUUUUGAUGCUGCUUGCACCAUUCCAUAGCCUCAAUCUACAGGGUGUAUCUAAAUAACACCGAAAAAAUUCAAGAUUCAGAUACACACUGUAUAGUUAUCUAUUAUAUUUUAUCGAAACUUGUAUAUUGUUCUUGUAUGAAUAUGGAAAUUGUUCAUCCGAAAUGUAUUUUCAAUAUAUCUGACAAGAGUUUUCAUUGGUGAGAAAAAAUAGGCUUUUUGUCUAUCUGAAGCACAUCAGUAGAAAUUGUUCGAAAUUUUUCAUGAAGCUUGAACUCAAAGAUUCCUUUAAACCAUGAAUAGAUAAUCAGUGUGCUGAAUUGAAAUAAUACCAAUAAAAUGUAUGUGAAUAGUUCUCAUAUUUAGGAAAUGCGAGAUUCACAAUGUAAUUUUCCAAUUCCACAUGGCAUGUCAUCAAUUCCCCAUCCGUUGUGACUUUAUUUCAAAUAUUUGCUAUAUUUCAUUUAGCAUGACUUCUGAAAGCAGUGUCCAUAUGUACUCAAUAUUUUCUGCAAACAUUUCAGUGUUAUUUGAUCGUCAACAUGACUGUAGGUGUAUGAAGUGAGCACGCAAAAAAUUUCACUUUUUUGUUUUUUCAUUGAAUGUGACAUUCAUACGUACUUCACCAAUACUGAAAAUUUGACAACUCAUAGAUCGAUAAUUAAAAUAAAAUAGAAAUUCAUUGACAGAACAAGAAAGUGACAGUAUUAGUGGACACCUGGUAUAGUAGGCAGUAAAAUAUAUGACUUUUCAAUAAAAUUGUGCAUCAAUUAUUAGUGAAAUAUUUUUCUCGAAGUUAU